Molecule: messenger RNA, 2322 nt
Organism: Caenorhabditis remanei
Lineage: Eukaryota; Metazoa; Nematoda; Chromadorea; Rhabditida; Rhabditidae
Exons: 16
Coding region: 1-2322 (773 amino acids)
Biological process (GO): sphingolipid catabolic process; carboxylic acid metabolic process; regulation of transcription by RNA polymerase II
Cellular component (GO): mediator complex; endoplasmic reticulum
Molecular function (GO): transcription coregulator activity; sphinganine-1-phosphate aldolase activity; pyridoxal phosphate binding
Source: RefSeq, a predicted model, not a curated record
AUGGGUGUAACAUGGGUAUUCGAAGCGGAACAAACGGCGAAAUCAGUCGAAAGAAUUCUCGAAUCAUUGGGGGCGGAGCUUACCGGACAGUACUCGAUUGACGUGACACCGUAUAAUCCACCGGUUCCGUCGACAGAAUAUCCACCGAAUAUUGUCAUGCAUCACUCAAAAUGUCCACAAUCAACUUUCUCCAUUUGUCCAAAAGGUGAUUUCAAGAAGAGUCCGAAGGCGGUGUGUGAUCGUGGAUUCGAUUUGAUUAUGAGUAAACUGAGUGCCGGAUUGCUAAUCGAUAAUGCCGGAAAGAUUGAGAUCAACGGAAACGAGUUCAGACUUCACUCAGAUUGGACCGCCCGUGUCGGGACGGCUGUUCAGGGGACUACAGUCAAGGGAACCAUUGUUGAGAUCGAAUACGACGCCUCUUUGAUCGUCGUUCAAUGCAGAGAUAUGAUUGUUGAAUUCAUCAAAAAUACAUUCAAUAAAUAUAUGGGAAUAUCGUAUGACAGCUCGGAUCGAGAUCUGAGUUUCCGAAUUGCAUUGGAAUAUUUCGACGAUUUACGCCUUCUUUUUAAUGCGAAAUGCUCCGGAUUGGAGGCGUGGCAGAUCGUUUCCUACGCGAUUUCUCUAUGCCUAUUCAUCGCUUGGUUCAAGAGAAUGAUUCGAUCGAACGAACCUCCAUUGAUACAAAUUAGAAAAUCCGUUUUCUCACUUCUUCGCUCUCUUCCGUGGGUUCGACGCAAAUUGGAGGCGGAUUUGGCGAAGGCGCAGGUGGAAAUCGAGGAGGAAGUUCAUCAGUACGAUCAUAUGCGUGAAUUCUACAAAUUCCUACCCGAACGAUGUAUGGAUAGUGAGGAAAUACUGGCAGAUGGGCGGAGAUACGCAAUGAUGGGCGAGAGAAGACACGUUCAACACUACGAUCCACAGACAAGAGAUGAGGAUAUGAAGUUGUCGGCGAAAUCCAUUUUUUGCAGCUCUUCGACCUAUUCUCCCAUUCGGGACCCUCACCGUUCCGACGCUUUCCCCGGUGUCCGUAAAAUGGAGGCGGAGAUUCUAAAGAUGACGUGUGCAAUGUUUCACGGAGGAAAAGAUGCGUGUGGAGUCGUCGCCGGCGGUGGAACGGAGGCAUUGAUGUUGGCGUGUUUAGCGUAUCGAAAUAGAUCAAGAGCCCGUGGAGAGUGGAGGGCGGAGAUUGUUGCUCCGUCGACUGCUCAUCCUGCGUUGGAUAAGGCUGCCGCCUUCUUUGAUAUGACUAUUAAGAGAAUUCAAGUAGAUGGAGAUGAUCGUGCGAACGUUGGAGCAAUGAAGAGAGCAAUCGGACCAAGGACUUGCAUGAUAAUCGCCUCUGCUCCAAAUCACAUCACGGGAACCGUCGAUCCGAUCGAAAAAUUGGCAAAACUCGCUCAACGAUAUCAUAUUCCACUUCACGUCGACUGUACUCUCGGUGGAUUCGUUCUUCCAUUCAUGGAACACGCCGACUACUCGGUUCCAGCAUACGAUUUCAGACUUCCCGGUGUCACAUCGAUUUCAGCCGAUUUGCAUAGAUACGGUCAAUGUCCGGGUCGUCUGAGUGUCCUUAUGUACCGUGAACCCGUUUUCCUUCGCCAUCAAUUCUUCACGAAUUCCGAAUGGCCGGGAGGCUGUUACGCCACGCCCACAAUGUCGGGUGGGCGGGACGGAGGGGCGGUGGCGACGGCGUGGGCAAUUAUGUUGAGAAAAGGAAGAGAUGGAUAUAUCAAUGCGUGUCAGAGAAUUGUUGAAGGAACCCGUCAACUCGCCUAUCGUCUUCAAGGAAUCGAUGGAAUUUCGAUCAAAGGAUCCGCAGAUUUGUGUGUUGUCGCUUUCACAACGAGUGAAGUGAAUGUCUAUAAUUUGGUCGAUUUUAUGGUUCAUAAGGGUUGGCACGUCGACCCGCUUCUCUCGCCAGCGGCCGCCCGUAUUCCAAUAACUCUUUCAAUGUGUGAAGAGGGUGUUAUCGAGCAUUUCAUCGAGGAUUUGGAAGUCGGAAUUUGCAAUUUAAAAUCAAUGGAAAGUGACAAACUCGGAACAACUGCCUCAUUCUACCAUAUGCUUAAAAAAGUGAAUGAUAAGACAUUGGUCGAUGAGUUAUCGAUGAUUCGUCUAGCUGCUCACUACAGUAUCCCACCACCGGCUGAAAGGAGAAGUUUGAGAACUCUUUCCGUGGAAGGCCGUAAACUGAGUAUGUUGGGAGCCACUGGAGAAAUGGGAAAGAAAUUGGAAGAAUUGAGAAGAGGAUAUCAGAAGGAUAAGGAGGCGAGAAAGGAGGCCGCCGCCGCUGCUGCUCAGGCCAUUAAAGAUGAGGAAUAA